UGUUUGGGGUAAGAUGAGUAUCUGUCCAUCACAUUUAAUGUCCAGAUGGAUGCUUUAAGAGCUUUCUGUAGGUGUUUUGUUUUAUCUUAGAAUGCACAUUCAUACUACAUCCAUUAGAGUUAACAGCAACAGGCAAAGAAUAAGCCCAACAUGUAAGGCAGAUCUUUAAAAAUUUGAAAAUUUAAUACCCUGUUGCCUCUACGCUGUAGAUAUUCAGACUGGAUUGAAGGCUCUGAUCCUGCAGUAAGAGGCAUACAGGCAGACCGCUGUCUCUGUGUGGAAAACUCAUUAUCUUCAGCGGGGGCUGUAGGUCGACACAGUGGUCCAUCUGUGUGCAUCUUGUUGCAGGAUUGGGGUGUAAAUCUCAGUGAGCCCUCUCCCUCACAUGCUUGGUUUUUUUUUAAUGCUCUUAGUAAUUGGGUUCACUCAAGUCAUUUUCUUUGGUUUGUUUUUUAGAGCAAGGAUUUACAGGAUACAAUAAUGAUGAAACGUCAAGGUUGAAAACACAUGAAAUGUGUGGUUUAAUGUAUUACAACUAAUUAUUUAUAAAGUAAUUGGUGUUUGACAUAGCUACAUUAAAACUGUUUACUAGUUUUUUCUCUUGUGCAUCUUAGAAGAGCACAGCUUGUACUAGUUUGUUUUUUGAAGCCUAGUCAUUAAUUUAGUUGUCACAUGUUAAAUAAGACACUUUAAAAUAUGACCUAGGUUUUGCAAAUAUUUUUGUACUUUGAAAGAAAUGGAGUUCAAAAUAUUCUAAUAGCUAGUUUUAAUUUCUCUCAAUCUGAAUUAUCUGGUGUUGGAGAGCUUUUCUUGACAGGGCGCUAGGGAUGAGCUUUCAUCAUGAAAGAGGGUCAAUAGUCCUAUUAGAGAUUUAGGGGAUCGUUGGGGGUUAGGGAAUGUAUAUAUUUUCAAGUCAAUAUCUGAGUUUUGUCUUGUACGUUUUUCUUGAAGUUUGGUUUAGGUAAGGGCAACUCUGACUUCUACACUGGUACAACAAUUUGCCUCUGGUUGCCAGAAAGGAUGACUAGUUCCUGUGGGAUGGAAGUGGAUCAGUUGAUACUUUCCCACUCUUUCAUCAACAUGGAAAGCUCAGAUUCUAACGAUAAAGGAAGUAUUGAUCACUCAGAAGCACAGCGCCGGAGUCAGCUGGAUCGAUUAGAACGUGAAGAAGCUUUCUAUCACUUUGUAAAUAACCUGAAUGAAGAGGACUAUAGGCUUAUGAGGGAUAACAAUUUGCUAGGAACACCAGGUGAAAUUACUGAAGAAGAAUUGAUGAGAAGGCUACAUCAAGUUAAAGAAGGUCCACCACAGCAAAAUGGUGAUGAGAAUAGAGGUGCAGAAUCCACAGAAGAUGUUUCUAAUAGAGAUUCCAUAAUAGACUGGCUUAAUUCAGUACGACAGACUGGAAAUACCACACGGAGCGGGCAAAGAGGAAACCAGUCUUGGAGGGCAGUGAGCCGGACUAACCCUAACAGUGGUGAUUUCAGAUUUAGUUUGGAAAUAAAUGUCAACCGUAAUAAUGGGAACCCAAACCCAGAAGCUGAAAAUGAGCAAUCUGUAGAGCCCUCUAAUGGUGAGGAUUUGGAAAAUAGCCAAAGUGACACCGAGACUCCAAGAUCUGAAUCGCCAUCUGUAAGGCAGCCUGGCUCAGACAGAAGUACCGCUGAGGAGUUAGCAACUGAGGAAGCAUCUCCUCUCAGAGGCCAGAGAAGAGCAAGAAGCAGGAGCCCAGAACAACGAAGAACCCGGGCUAGGACUGAUAGAAGUAGGUCACCUAUUAAUCCAGCAAGUGAGACUCCUCGCAGGUCUCCUCACAAUAUGCCAUCUCAGACACUUGAUCAUUCCCUGGUAAAUGAAUCUGAGGGAAGUUCUAGAACUAGACAGCAUGUGACGUUAAGGCAACAUACAACGGGGACUGAGAUUGCAAGUGAAAAUGCAGUUCUGUUUUCAACCCCUGAAACAAGACCGGCUCCUCCAGCAUUAGGUUCUUCAGAAACAAAUGGCAGCAGUGAGUCUGCAGCUCCUGGACAGAGGCCACCUACUAUAGUUCUUGAUCUUCAAGUGAGAAGAGUCCGUCCAGGAGAAUAUCGGCAGAGAGACAGCAUAGCCAACCGAACCCGAUCCAGGUCCCAGACACCAAACAAUACAGUCACUUAUGAAAGUGAACGUGGAGGGCUUAGGCGCACAUUUUCACGUUCAGAACGGGCUGGAGUGAGAACUUAUGUCAGUACCAUUAGGAUUCCUAUUCGUAGAAUCAUAAACACGGGCUUUAAUGAGACAACAUCGGUCGCAAUUCAGACCAUUCUAAGGCAGAUAAUGACAGGUUUUGGAGAAUUAAACUACUAUAUGUACAGUGAUGGUGAUGCAGAUCCUAGUGGCCCAGCCCCAAACCAAAAUGUAGAUGCUCCUGAGCUACAGAAUGGAGGUGAUAGUGGUAGUACUAGUUCACGCAGUGAAAGUACUGAAGGUAGCUCAGGGGAGGUAUAUGAAAGUAGUAAUGAAGGAGGUUCAACAUCUGCUAGGCGGGAAGGUCGGAAUACUAGGGGAUCAGUCACUUUUGAAGAAAGUGGCUCUUUACCAUUCCUUAGCCUAGCACAGUUUUUUCUACUAAAUGAGGAUGAUGAUGACCAGCCAAGAGGACUCACCAAAGAACAAAUUGACAACCUAGCAUGGAGGAAUUUUGGUGAAAGCGAUGCUCUGAAAACCUGUAGUGUCUGUAUUACAGAAUACACAGAGGGCAACAAGCUUCGUAAACUGCCUUGUUCCCAUGAGUACCAUGUCCACUGCAUUGAUCGCUGGUUAUCAGAAAAUUCCACUUGUCCUAUUUGUCGUAGAGCAGUCUUAGCGUCUGGUAACAGAGAAAGUGUUGUCUAAAUGAGAUCUGAAUUUGUGGCUGAACAGCUGGUGUAAUAGUGAUGGGCAACAAAGUCACUUUCAUUAUGACCACUUUUUGAGUGGUGCUUCAAUGUAAAGUAAUGAGUCUGGCUGCUUCGUCCCUCAUGGAAACAUUUUCUCAGAAUUAAAGCUUUUAAAAUGGGAAUCUCUCUUUAAAUUAGAGUCUCCAAAUCUAUUCAGUUUCAGUGUCUCGAAUUUCAGACAAUUUUAUUUCCCCAAAGACACCUAUUUGUUAUAAAUUUCUCUUUUUUUUUUCAUCAUCAAGUCUGUUAAGCUCCUUCCCCAUCCCCUCCCCAAUGCAUUGUGAAUCUUAAAGACCUCAGCACUCAGCUCAUCCCUGUAAGGAACUUAUCUGAGAAGUCAUCCUAGCUACAGCACAUGCUUCAUGAUGGAUUUUUAAAAGCAAACCCAGCUAUCCCACUGAAUAUAAAAUUAAUUCAACUGCACCCUUAAAUAUAAUUUUGGUUAAUUUUCAUAUUGGGUAUUCUUGGACACACGAGUGCAGAUAACACUAAUGUUAGCCCUUUCCCCAUUGUACAGCUGUCUCCAGCCCAUCACUAUGGCACGCUGUAGAGUGAGCUGAUAGCUUAAUCGGGAUAUUUAUCUUGUGGAAAUAUAAGAAUUGCCUAUGCUUGUUUAAAUAAAAAAAAUCACAAUUUUUGUUUUACAAUUGUAAAGCUUUUUUGUAGAAGCUCAGUACUUUUCCAGUGCACUGUUGUACUAAUGCAUUAAGAAUUAAAAUUGUACCAUGCUUAGAAAUGAAGAGAAUGCUUUUCAUAUAAGACCCACCACACACAGAGCAAACUAAAUACAAGCGAGCUGCUUUUGUAAAUGUUAUUGUCAAGAGCAGUGCAUAUCUGUACUAUUUAAUUUAUGUGAACAGCUACUGUAACAUAAAACAGUUAAGAAUUAGACAUCUUAAUUUCAUUAAAACUGAUGGAAAUUGAAUGUUAUAACUGCAGUGUCUUGGCUCAGUAAUGCCACCAAAAAGGUGAUAAAAAAAAGAAAUAGAAACCUGCUCUGAAGACUGGUUUUUUUUCUUUGUAUGGUUACUGAUGUGUAAUGAUACAAACUUGUAUGUACCAGUUUCAUACAGUGAGGAUUUUGCCCAAGUUUUGUAUUAAGCUGUAUUUUAAUCACUGAGGGAGCUGGAUGUAACUUUCAGCAGACAAAUGUUGGCAAAUUAAUUUUUCUCCUCCCACUCUAAUGACCUAGUAAUCUCUGGAGCUUUGUUAAUGAUUUAACAUGCUGGCCUCCAAAAAUCAAUGGCAGUUGCAUGUGACCUAAGUAUCUGUGGUAGAGAAAUUAACGUUUAGGUGUAAAUGAGAAAUAAUCUUCUAACUGAAGUUUCUCAAAUAAAUUGCCAAUCUUAAAUUAUUGGUUACUGGAGUACAUUUAAAAAAUGAAAUUUCAAGUUGUUUGAAUUUGCAAUUUAUUUUCCUUAAAGUAAAAUAUUAGGCAUGUUUCUUUACUGUUAAAGACUGUCUAAAUUCCACUUGUUUUGUAUUAAAAGUUAGUGUGGGCUUAUCACAAUUCAAAUCUUAUAAAUGCAUUUACACAAUUUUAAGUCAGCUUUGGAAAUGUUCAUACCUCAGCUGUCUUUACAUGGUGGGAAACCUCUUCCGCAUCUCCCCCAUCCCCAAGAAACCUUUACUCUUUAGUAGCUUUGCCAAUGCUACAUGCUUCUCAAGGAAAGCAAUGUUCUAUUUCAAGUAAAAAAAAAAAUAUAGUAGUUGUUAACUAGGGAUAUGAACUGCUCUUGCUGGCUAGAUCCAAAAUGUUGCUCGAUACUCAGAUGACAAAACCAAACCUGACCCAUCUUUUUUUACAUUAACUAAUCUUCAGUGUUUGAGUGGUGGUUACAUAGAACGUCAUCCUAGCUGUUAAGCCAUUAUAAUUGAACUACUCACCAGCCAGUUCAGGAUUCCAAGAUGUUCGAGCCCUCCCAUUUUUCUAACAGUGCAUUUCCAUGUCCUCGGUUCGAUGGGGAAUCCUGACUGGCUGGUGAGCUCACUUUCCUUGUGGUGGAAUGCUCCAUCAUUGUAAGGGUGUUCCUUAUCGUAUGUUUUUAAAACAUUUAUAAACAAAUACAUGCUCUCAAAUGUUCUCUCUGAGAUGUGUUCAUCUAUAAAAUUGGAGGUUAGAUAUUAAUGUUACUGGUUGGGCUUUGUUUCAUGAAUGUAGCUAAUGAAUCUUAAGCCAAAACUACUUCUCAAAUAUUGGACACCCUGAUUUUUGAAUCUUUUCUGUAGUGUGCACGUAAGUGCAUGCAAUCACUCGCAUUUUUCACUCUUUGCUGACUUGGACUGUAGAAUUAAAAUUGAAAUAUUUUAUAGUGGUAUUUGCUACUGAUUUCUAAAUACACUUUUAGCUUUUUAAAAUCAGAUCUCUUAUGAGGACUAAGGACAGAAAUGAGAAGAAUAUGAGCCCAUUAGCAACAAGCGAUACACAGUGGAGGAAGACUGUAAUACCUCAUUAAGCAGUUACUCUUUUGUUAAUUGAUUGUUCUUGGUUUCCAAGAACUAUACAGUUCAGACAUCUUGUAGUUUUAUUAUGAUUGCCUAAAAGUGGUAUGCCUUAAUGUUUUAACUUUAUGUAAUUGUAACAACGGUUAAAGUGUCUGAGGUUCCCAAAAAGGUACCAGAAACCAGUGUUCACCUCAAUUAAGAAUCCUUUGAAUGUUUCAAAUGUUUUAAUUAUUUAUAAUGAAAUUCCUUUUUAAACUCUUACUAUACCAGUAGCACUGGGGUUUGUUUCUUUUGACUUCAAACAAUUGACAAGAUUGAUAUUGCUGUUAGUGAGGAACUCUUAAGUAGAUGAGGCAUUUACCAAUGUCCACAAUAGUUCUGGAAAUGAGCAAUGGUAUAACUGAGCUACACCCAGUAACUCAAUGGCGUUUAUGAAUAGUUUCAUAUUAUGACCUGUGCAAAACAAAUCUGUGGAAAACUAUUGGCCUGAUCCGGCAGCAGGAAUUCUCAUCUGAGUAAGGGUUGCUGGAUCAGGCCCUAUUAUUAAACGGUAAUUUAGUUAAUUCCUGUAUAGUACAAGAACUUUAUGGGCAUCAUUCUUUCCUUUUAAAUUAAAGUUAUAUUAAGCUUUAAAACUCAGUACUUCAGUUUUAAAUUAAAUUGCAAGCUUUAUAAAUAAAGUAUAGCAGCGUCUCUAGUGAGGUGCUCACAAUUAGCUAAAGUUAGUCUCUCUUGAAUCAACUUAAAAAUAUAUGAAUCCUUUUGGUGCCAAGCAUUCUUAACAUAUUUGCAACUAUAGCUUUCUUAAGCUUAAACCUAUUUUUUCAGCAUUGGAAUUGUAGAUGGAUGUGCACUGUUUUUACAGCCACUUUGCUGGAUGCCCAUGGACACAGAGGGUUAAAACACAACUGUUAUAGGGUUGGGUUUUUUUGGUUUGGUUUUUUUUGGGGUGGGGGGGGGGUUAAUGCCCACAUGUACAUAGAUGGAUAAAUUUAAACGAUUCUGAUAGCCGCCUUAUACAUUUCUGCUCUCCUCCUUAGUUUAUGGUGCCAUCUUGAGGAAGCUUUUUUUACCCUCCUUCAAAGUGGGGGAAAUACACAUCUUUGACUCCAUUAUUUAUUUAUACAUUAAUUUCUUUGCUGUUUAAGUUGGUUUUGUGUUUUGAAGGAGCUCCCCUGCUAGAGCUUGUAUAAGGAAAGCUGAUGUUAAACAACCAACCACACACACACACACUUGCACAUUGUGGACAGCCAUCCUUCUGGUGUUUGGGAUUACCCCUAGGUAUUUAAAACGUAGAAGAGUGCACAAUCUUUUGUUUUGUAAGAGUGCAGUAUAUAGUUCUAAUCAAACUGCAAAUUUUUAGACAUUUUUAAUGGGUUUUAUCCAUUAAGUGAAAGAACUGUGAAAAGUAGUGACUGGUUUUUACUGGGGUUUUUCUUUUACUUGCACUUUUGUAAAAAUAAACAGCUUUUUGCAAAUA
Messenger RNA from Mauremys mutica (yellowpond turtle), 6843 nucleotides. RefSeq names its product ring finger protein, LIM domain interacting (gene RLIM). Lineage: Eukaryota; Metazoa; Chordata; Testudines; Geoemydidae. Gene Ontology annotation, molecular function: ubiquitin protein ligase activity. The record is from RefSeq and is a predicted model, not a curated record. Gene Ontology annotation, cellular component: cytoplasm; nucleoplasm. The coding region runs from base 1021 to 2874 and encodes 617 amino acids. Gene Ontology annotation, biological process: random inactivation of X chromosome; protein ubiquitination; ubiquitin-dependent protein catabolic process. The transcript is spliced from 4 exons.